Episyrphus balteatus (marmalade hoverfly) is the source of this 1963-nucleotide messenger RNA. Its product is annotated as solute carrier family 22 member 13. Gene Ontology annotation, molecular function: transmembrane transporter activity. The transcript has 5 exons. The record is from RefSeq and is a predicted model, not a curated record. Lineage: Eukaryota; Metazoa; Arthropoda; Insecta; Diptera; Syrphidae. The coding region runs from base 38 to 1711 and encodes 557 amino acids. Gene Ontology annotation, biological process: transmembrane transport.
CAUAGUUUUUUGUAAACUAAAAUGCUCGAAAGUCAUCAUGCCAUCGAAUUCAGUUAAUAAUGUCACAACCAAAUCACCCGCAACUCCUACCCCUCCAAAACCCGAACCUGACCUCAUUGGCAGUAUUCUUGGUGACUUUGGAAUUUGGCAGCUUCGAACCGUGCUCAUAAUCUUUCUGUGUAAGAUUCCUGCGUCAUGGUUUAUGGCAUGCAUUAUUUUCACUGCCCCCGAACUAUACCCCAUCGAGGAAUUCCAAUGUGAUACAUCUGGAAUAUCUAGCAAUGUAACAGUUUCCGAAGAUCAAUGCUAUAUAAACUCAAUCGAUGGCCAAGUAGAAGAGUGUAACAGCUUCAAGUACACAUAUGACUUUAAUUCGUUGGUAAUGCAAUUUAAUUUGGUCUGCUUGCGAGAUAUUUUUGUUGCGUGGACACAAUUCUGGCAUCUGUUUGGAAUACUUGUGGGAGGUGUAAUUGCCACGAAAAUGAUGCUUUGGAUAAGUCCAAGGACAACUAUGUUCAUUGGAAUGGUAUUGCAAAUCAUUUGUGGUUGUGUAACAGGAUUCGCCAGGGAUUUCACAUUGCACUGUGCAUUUCGAUGUCUUUCGGCUGCAUGCUGUGCACUCAUGUUCACUGGAGGUCAUACAAUUUUUGCCGAUAUAACAGCUGGAAAAUAUCGACUUGGUGUGAUAAUACUGUAUGAUACAUUCUGGUCGAUUGGACUGUUCCUUUUGCCCGGCCUUGCAUCAUUCUUUCAAAACUGGACGCAAAUUUACUUAGGUAUCACUUUUCCGACACUCGUCCUUAUAUUGCUGCUCAAUUGGACACCAGACUCCCCGCGCUGGUUAUUGCGAAAGGCCAAGGACAUUACACAAGUGGAGAAAAUAGUUCGUGAUGCGGCAAAAAUCAAUGAUCGAAUGUACAAAAUACCAGUUGAUUUUGCCCAACAGUUGCGCACCCAAGCUGAGUCGUUUAAGAACAAUCCGCCUAAGGAAGCCAGUUGGGCGGAAUUGUGGACGGGGCCGAGAGCAAAAACUCAUUUAGUUGCUGCUCACAUUGCGUUGGCUGUGUUUAUUAUUAAUUUUAUGGGAAUGCUGCUGAAUAUCAGGUCCUUUGGACGAGAUUACUUGAUUCUGAACACAAUAAUUAUGGGUUUCAGUGAAAUUGUGGGUUGUUUCUUGGCUUUGCAUUUAACACUUAAGUAUAAUAACUGGAAAUGGCAGUUGGCGGGUGGAUUCAAUAUCGUUGCUGGACUAAUUGGUUUCCUAGGAUGGACAUUUUAUGAAACUUCGAUUGAUGAUGACUUAAAAGCAACCCUUUGGAUUAUAAUAGCAGCUAUACCAAAGGCUGGAGUCUCCCUCGCUCAAUCGAUGAUAAUUGCGUGUUUGCCAGAAUUAGUACCACAGCACAAGAAGGCACCAUUCAUGUUCUCAGUUGUGACGUGGGCCAGGAUCUGGCUACUGACAGCGCCAUUUGUUAACGUUUUCAAGAAAAUUGCCGUUCCAUUGUCGCUUAGUGCAUUUUGCUUUUUAAGUAUUGUCGGUGGUAUUUGUUUAUGUUUCUUACUUACACCAAGGCCAUCAUCGGUGCCUACAACGAAAUAUAUAAUAGAAAAUGGAAAUGCGGAAGUAGAACAUGAACCAUCGACAAAAGACGUCAACAAAGCCAUUUGGACUGUCGAAGUUUAUGAUAAUCCUAUAAGCUCAGAGAGUUGAAAAAAAAAAACCAAAUGUGUUGAGAAACAAAUAAUUUUUGUACUUAAAUUGGGGCCUUUAAAUGGCUGUGCUUUGUACCUUUUUUUAUAAUAUGUAUAAAUGUUUAUAUUUGGACGUACAUAACAUAUAUCUACAAAUUAAGGAAGUAAAUAAUAAUUUUUAAUUAUAUUUAAGCAAAAAUGUAUUCUUUUAAUAAAAAAUCAUUCAAACAAUAUUUUUAAUUCAUAUUUGUUAUCUAAAAAGUGGUAGGUG